Molecule: messenger RNA, 1527 nt
Organism: Medioppia subpectinata
Lineage: Eukaryota; Metazoa; Arthropoda; Arachnida; Sarcoptiformes; Oppiidae
Source: the annotation of a GenBank genome assembly
AUGAAACUUCCCAAUUGGUUUGCUUUGGAAAAACGUCCAGACAAUGACACCAAAGCCAACGGUGCGCCCGAUAUACCCAAGAUAUACCCCGAGGGAGCCCUUCAAGUGCUCAAAGGGGUCAAAGUGAAAGGUGAUAGCGAGUUUGAGCUGGAUUUGGAGGCCCUGUCGUCUAUUCUGUUGCGCGACUCGAUCCGUGACAAACCCGUUGUGGUGGUCAGUAUUGCCGGUGAUUUUCGUAAAGGCAAGUCCUUUAUGCUGAACUUUUUUCUGCGAUACCUGCAGUCCGGUUGCGGCACAACCGACGACUGGAUUGGCUCGACAGACGAACUCAAGGGGUUCUCGUGGAGGAACGGCAGUGUGAGGGACACCACUGGUAUACUGAUGUGGUCGGAGCCAUUUGUCAUCAAACUGGAUGAGGGCCAGGAGGUGGCCAUCCUAUUGAUGGACACUCAGGGGGCGUUCGACUUGAAGCAAACGGUCAAGCAGUUGACCACUGUGUUCGCGCUGUCCACUAUGAUAUCGUCCAUACAGGUGUUCAAUCUGAUGCACCAGCUCCAGGAAGACGACCUUCAUGUGCUCCAGUAUUUCGCGGAGUACGGCCAACUGGCCCUCAAACACACCACUGGAAAGCCGUUCCAAAAGCUACUGUUUCUCAUACGGGACUGGCGCUGUCCAUACGAGUACGGGUACGGUCUGGACGGCGGUCAGCAGUAUUUGGACAAUUGUUUGGCGACCAGCGAGGAUCAGGAGAUACAAGGGGUCCGGCGCCACAUCCGGUCGUGUUUUGGCGAUAUUGGCUGCUAUUUGAUGCCAUAUCCGGGCGAUACAGUGGCCACUACUCAACAUUUUGACGGCCGAGUGGCCGAUAUUGACUCGAAGUUUGUCGACUCUCUGAAGACGUUUGUGCCGCUGAUGUUAGACCCGGAGAAUGUGGUCGUGAAGGAGAUCGGCGGCCGUCGGGUCACCGGCAAAGAGAUGAUGACGUACUUUGAAAUGUACUUCAAUAAUUUAAAAGCCGAGAAAAUGCCAAAAAUAGGCACAUUGUUUGCGGCCACGGCUGAGGCUAACAAUCUAAACGCCGUGACCACAGCCCGAGACAAAUACAAGGCCGGAAUGGACGCGUUUUGCGGCGCCAAACAACAGUUCAUUGCCCAUGGUAAAUUUGAGGAACAACAUAAGAUACUUCGCCAGCAAUCAUUGGAUUGCUUUGAUAAUACAUUGAAGAUGGGCGGCCCCGAGUUGGCCGCCCGCUAUAGGAAAGAUUUGACCAGUGAUUUGGACGAAUUGUACGACCACUACACUACUAAGAACAAGGCUAAUGAGCCGUUUUUCGGGAUAUUUUCAAAAAGAUAUGCCAAGUGGGCUGACAUGUUUGUCAAUGGGGGCGGCAUUAGGGACGCCACGGCCUUACAGAAAGCCAUUAACAUCCGGACAGUAAUGGCUGAUUUAGGCGCCCAAGCUAUUAGACUGGACCCCAUUGUGGAGACACUGUUGGCCACUGAACAGCCAGAUGUGGUUGUAUUGGAU